GGGCAGAGUUACGGACCAGAAUCCGGCCAUCAAGAGACAGCGGCACCAUGAUUUCUGUAGCUCUGUUCUACCUCGUAGCUGUGAUUUGUUCUGGAAGACGGACACAUGCGCUUCCUUUGUACCCCGAUACCAGCUUGGAGCCGCAGGCAGAUUUCCUUCAGAAAUUAGUGUCAGAGGUGCAGGAUGGACCCAACACUGCCGCGGCGGAGCAGAGAGAGGUGAAUAAUCUGUAUCCUCUGCUGAUGAAGCACAACAGAGGGAUGGAGUCCUGGAAUACAGGAGCUAAAGAUUCUGAGCAGCAAGAUAAGUUUGCAAACAUGGUGGAGGACCUGAGAGAAGCCGUGUUGAAGAUGGAAGCAGCUGACAGGCUUCGCUCUCAAGGUUUUCUUAGAUCAGAACAGAACUUGCCAAAGGCAAACAAAAGAGCGUGUUUCUGGAAGUACUGCGUCACCAACUAGAGCCCGGCAGCUGCACGACGUUUGGUGUGCUUUUGGCACGUUGGGAAACCCUCCAUCAUUUUACCAUCAAACGGUAUAUUUACCGUUGUACCAGAUCAACAGAUAUAUUUUUGAGGCUGAGAAUAAACUUGCGUAUCAGAAAAAAAAUGUAUGCCUGCUUUUGGUUUUGAUAUUUUGAAGGUAUUUACUAUUUAUUUAUUUGACCUAAGGAAUGGAGUAUUAAAAAAACGAGUCAGCAUACAAAUA
Molecule: messenger RNA, 704 nt
Organism: Gasterosteus aculeatus aculeatus (three-spined stickleback)
Lineage: Eukaryota; Metazoa; Chordata; Actinopteri; Perciformes; Gasterosteidae
Gene: urp1
Product: urotensin-related peptide 1
Biological process (GO): blood vessel diameter maintenance; regulation of blood pressure
Cellular component (GO): extracellular region
Molecular function (GO): hormone activity
Source: RefSeq, a predicted model, not a curated record